AUGUCUUCAAAGAAUUACUGUUACCACGCUGGGGACACUUCUGCACGUUCUGGAGAACCCUCGAAGCUGCAAACCACUACCUAUCAAAGUUGGAUUCAAUAUUCAAGUGCAACGACAGGCAACUUCAUUACAUGCUCCGUGCCGGACUUUGUCAAGUGUGGUAGAGCAAGGAAUUUAAGUCGAUACUUUUAUAAAGGACAUAUGGAUUCGAAUGAGGCACUGCAAUCAUAUAAGCAACCAAGCGUCAGCAGUGGCAGACAGUCGGACAUGUAUAAAACAACCCAAUCAAACGUUGUUGAGUGGUCUUCCCACCAUUUGGAGUCUCGCGUACGACCACAAUCAGAAGAACAGCCAACCUGCUCUCAGCGGCAACCGAAUGAAAGUGUUCACGGACCACUGGAGGAAAUUGAGGAAGAGCGGCAGCGAAAGAAAGCUGAACAAAUGGCAUUCAAUAGACGUAAUGAACCUGAAGAUAAGCGUAAGAAGCGGUUAGCGGCCCAGGCCGAAAGAUCCAGGUUGAGAAGAAUGAAAGAGACCGAAGAGCGGAGACUGGAACGCCUCGCGAAUGAUACAGAAAGACGUAAAUUAAGAAGAUCAACCGAAACGGAAGAACAGCGAUCAUUGCGCUUGCGUUCAUUGGCAGAUGUUAGGAGAAAACAACGUGCACAAAACAACAACUUGCUCAAACAACAUCAUAGCAGUCAAGAAGAAUUUGGUGCAAACUCAAGAGAAGUUCUGGAAGAAAAUGUUAUGGGCAAUCCUUCUGAUGUUGCGCGUAAUGAUGCAUUUGUUGCCUUCUCUACCCAAGAAGCAACACCUGAGGCUGAUCCGCUGCAGCACUCGGGCACCCGUGAUGCAUUUUCUGGCCAACGAUCAAUGAUAAACUUUAAGGAUUUGAUAAGCCAGAGACUCAAUACUUCCGAAGACGAGUUUCAACACAACGCAUCUGUACCUUAUUUGGAUGAGAGUGCUUCCAGACCUUUGCCUUCCACGUCUGCCUACGUACCUUUGAAAGAUCUAACAAUACAGCCUUUACAUGAUGAAUACGUACUACUCACUCCUGAUCCUGCUUUGAGAGUAGUACAUUUCAAUGGAGCAAUUGAGAACAACCUAAAUGCUUUGCCUCCUCAAAGCCUACCGCCCUUCACUCUCAUGUGGAACAUCACUCAAAUAUUCCAUUCACUGUCUUACCAAGCACAUCCACGGAGCUGUCUCCGACCCAGUUGA
Messenger RNA from Cylicocyclus nassatus, 1227 nucleotides. The record is from the annotation of a GenBank genome assembly. Lineage: Eukaryota; Metazoa; Nematoda; Chromadorea; Rhabditida; Strongylidae.